Messenger RNA from Eimeria acervulina, 1161 nucleotides. RefSeq lists its product as hypothetical. Bases 1 to 1161 code for a protein of 386 amino acids. Lineage: Eukaryota; Apicomplexa; Conoidasida; Eucoccidiorida; Eimeriidae. The transcript is spliced from 8 exons. The record is from RefSeq and is a predicted model, not a curated record.
AUGGAGGUUCCCGAUCUUUCGCAGAUAGACGAUGAGGAGGUGUUGACCCUUGUGCUUCUCGACUCCACACAUCCCCGGAUCGUGGCUACUGCAACUGAGAUUAAAAAUUCUCUCCUGGUUUCAGCGAACCAGAUCCUGAAAACGCUGGAGGGGAAGAAGGACUCGUUUGCUCGCUUCGCCUCGGCGGUUAAGCCUCCAGGAAAUGAGGGCGAGGAAGGGAAGGUCGACAUAAGCCGAGAAACUGUUGAAAGCUUGCUGAAGAAGACGAAAAACGUCGUGGAUGUUUCUUUGCAGUUUACCUUUGAACUCCUGUUUUGCCUUCAGGAUGGACUUUCAUUUCAUGCAAUGAACCCUAUUUGGGGAACAGAGAAGAGCGUCCGUCAGUCACGGAAGUUUCUUGUUCAGCUGCUCGAGAAAAUAACGAGCAGGGGAGAGGCGGUCAUUCUCUUUCUUUCUUCAGUCUUGGCGAAACUCCCACCACCUCCUUCUCCUCCGGCGUCACCUGAGCCGGUAAACAAUACUUCAAAGGACGGAAGCGCAAAUUCAAACGAGGGAAAAACUCCAGAGGGCGGCCGAGGUAGAGGGAGAGGACUGCACCCACCAGGUGCCGGCAGGGGCCGCGGGGUGCCUCUGGCGCGCGGUUCUGGCAUCGGCAUUUCUCCUUUGUUUUCAAGUCCUGAAGCUGACAGCGGUUUGUCACCUCCAGGUAAAGACGGGGGUGGCGACGAAGGCAGCAGAAUGCAGCGAAAACAUGAACGCGAUGAGAGCCCCGAUGAAGGCACCCAACGUCGCUGGAAGAAGAAACAGCCUUCAAAUGUUGAUUGGAUGCUCAAAUGCAAGACGAAACUUUUUGAACUGAAGGAGCGUACUGCAAAGAAGGCCGUCUCAGACGUAUUCCUCACUGAAAGGCUGGCUUUUGCGAUUCGCUGCGCAGCCGUCGCGUUUUCAUGCAGAGCAUCGAAUCGUAUAUCGCGGGACUGGAGAGGCGUUCCAUCAUCCGUUCCCCAUUGCAGCUCGUACCGACUGUCUGCGGUGUGGACGCAGGCGCUGAUGCUGCUGGCGAAGGAAACUUUGAACAAGCGCCAAUUAAUGGGACUCUUUGACAGCGCUGUGAAGGUUGAGAGGCUGACGACGCCGUCGGAACUGUUGACAGAAAUGUAA